GUUCUGCCAGAAGAAACGGUUUUGAGUUUUGUUUGAUGGGAGAUUGUUUAAUUUGUUUUUGUGUUAAUUUAAGAAUUUCAAUCAUAUGGAUAAUUAUAUGAAUUUGUGUUAUAUGGUGUGGUGAACGUGUUAAUGAAGUUUUUGUGACUCUUUACUACCUAAGGUAAAAAUAAGCUUUAAAAAAUGCAAAGAACUAGGAUACCAUCUCCCGCGCGUUCUCAGGGUGCUACCGCCACUCCAAGACGCAAAAAGGCGCGGAGUAGCCGGAGUCUAUGCUCUCCAGCGCUGUCUACAGCUUCAGGAAGGCUGACGUCACUCAUAGACCAGUUCAAAGACAAGAACAUGGAGUCUUUUGCCCUGUCUCCGUUGAACGGCAGAUCUGUGCUCAAUGAUAAUACUGAUAUUGAUGAACCUAGGCGCAAAAGUUGGUGGAAGAAAUUAGAUGACAACUCUCGAGAUGUUCUGGAAGUAUUAGAAGAUAAUAGGUUGUCUGAUGCCAACAAUGUUGUUGAAGACUUAAUUGAUGUUGAUAUUUUGAGCCAAGAGAAAAAGAACUACACCCUUGAUUUACCAGAGAGCAGUGACAAUGAAUCAAUCCACAGCAUUGUACUCCCACAAAGGAGAUUAUUCACGCAAAAAGAAAACCUACCACAAAAGAAGUUUGUCCAACUUAUCGAUAACAGAGAAUCCUUGGCCAAACUACAUAAACCUAACACCACAACUACUGAAAAGACAGUUAAUGUUGGAACUCGAGAGUUAUUUCAAAAUAAGCUAUCCAAACCAAUAUUUGCAGCUGCUUUACUUAACAUAUCCCCAAAUAAAACAGCAGCGGACAAAACUAAAGAAAAUGUGCUAAUAGAACCUAGACCACCUGUCAGAAGUAUCUUUGGCAAUAGACCAGCAAAUAAAAGAAAGAAUAUGUUCGCUGAUUUUGUUGUGUCGGAAAGUGAGGAUGAGAUACCUGAAAUUCAACCCAAAGUAUUUGGUUUCCAAAAGAAACUUGAACAGAGAAGAAUAAGCUCUAAAGGUUCUCCAACCUCAAGUAUUACUACAGACAUGGAGAUGGAUGAUUGGAGAAUGUUGCCCUCAUCCACAAUGGUUGAAAAUCAAAUAGAGGACAUGAUGGGAGGUAACACACCUGUGAAACGAGCUAGACUUAGCAAACUAUCAGAAGCUAAGGAGUCUGAUGCAGGAACUAAUACUCUGCAAACAAAUACAACUGCGGAUAAAACGAAACAAUCCAAUAAAUCAGCUUCUUCUAGAAAUAAGUCUAAAGCUUCACCAGAAAUAAGAAAUGUGUCACUCAAUAAUUCUAGAACUACAAGAAGCAUGCUGAAGAAUGCCUCUAUCAUUGAGGAAAAUGCAAACAUAUCUUCAAAACAAAAGUCUAAAGCAAAUAAAUCUCAAACUAAAACAGCUAAAAGUGAUUCAAAUAAAAGCACCCUCAAAGUACAUAACAAACCUAGUACUGACGAUAUAGAAGAAAACGAGGUAGAUGAUGAAAAUAACCUCACAUUGCGAUACGAAAAUGAUGAAAAUGAAAUUAACGAAGAAGCAACCACCAUAACAAAAGACAACCGAGAAGUACAAAUGAACAAGUCAAAGAAUAACAAAUCUACUUUAUCAAACAAAUCAAUACAAAAGGCAACAAAGCCUGCUAAAAUAGUUGAAGAAUCUGUUGACUCUCAAAAUGAACUGUAUUCUGCAGAUGAUAAUGUUGACGGUAAUGUAGAACAGGACCCAACAUUCCGCGAUAAAACCGAGAAAUCUAAGGAAGAAAUUAGUCAAGAAAUAGAAGCUGACAUGGCUGAAGUUAGUAAAGAAAAUGUAGCUGACCAAAGUGAAGUUGACGAAGCUAAUGUUAGUCAAGAUAAUGAUGAUGAACAAAAUGUGAGUAUAGAGGCCAAUGAGAGUCAAGAAGUUGAGAAUGAGGAAAAUGAAAGAAGAAAGAUGACAGUGAAGAAAAGAAUAAUGCGAAGUCGAAAUCAGAUAAGAUCAAAAUCAUCAGAAAAUCAUCAGAAAGAGGAAAGUCGAGAAGUGGAGAAUGACGAAGAAAAAGAAAGUCAGGAAAUUGAAAAUGAUGAUGAACAAGAACAGAUUGAAAGUGAUGCAGAAGUUAACCAAAGUGAAGAAAUUGAUAAUGACGAGCAAAUGGACAACAGUGAUGAAGAUGAUAAGGCUAUCGCAAGUGAUCCAGAGAUAUCCGAACAGGAUGAUGACUUUGAUCAGGCUGAUGCAAUGGAAGUUGAUGAUGAUGAUCAACAAGAAUCUGAUCAUGAUCAAAGUCAUCAAGAAGAACGACAGAACGAAGUAGAACCAAGUACAGAAGAAAUCGCUGAAUCUCCUGACGUAACUCAUGACACUACUGGAAGACAUAGAAAGAAGCAUUUGAACAAAUCUCCAGAAGUGAUUCGACACGACAAAACUAACCAAAUGGAUUCCUUCACCGCCACGGGCCGUAAUACCAGUGUUAGAAAAACUAAGAGCAUGAUCAAAAAUCUACACAUCAGACCAAGUUUAGCGCCUCCGAGGAAUAGUACAGGAUUUUCUGACGGUACUACGAAUUCUAGCGCUGAAGGAUCCGGUUGGGACUCACAUAGGACUACCCGCAAAACACUCAGACAAACAUUUGGUAAAGAUUUUACACCUAGGAAAUCUUUGAGAGCUCUAGUUAUGGAGAAAUCAGCUAAAAGGCAAACGGAACAUUUAGAUAUGCAUUCGGAAACAGUGAAGUUCCCUCAAGCCAAUUCUACUGAGUUGCCGGAAAUUUCGAAUCGUGAUGAUGUUGAAGAUUUUGUGGAGUCCGACCAUGAAGUGUCGAUGCGAACGCGCCAGACCACGCUAGAAAUGUAUUUGGAGAAAAUUAAGCAACAAAAUAAUGAGAAGAAAGCUAAAAUGCAGGAAUUAGUGAGAAAUUCCCUCAACAAGGUUCCUGUGAGAGACCCACUAAACAUGUUCAAAGUGCCCAACAAGCCAGCUCCGCGUCGCCCCAAACCUUCACAAGCCAAGCCUAAGAAACAGUUCUCAUCUAUCAUAGCUUUCGACAAUUUGCCGCCCGAGCUGAAAGAAGAUCUGAAAUAUAAGCCCCCAAAGAGGUUCCAGCCUAGUAAUGCGUCGUGGAUUACGAAGAGACUGUAUAAAUUCUUGGAGACUAAGUUGGAGCCUAAAUACGACUACAAAGCGCGGGUUCGCUCAGAAAAGCUAGUGGAAACCAUCUACCACUUCACCAAGGACUUGCGCCGACACACGGUAGCUCCCACCGAUGCUGUCGAUGUGCUCAAACAAGAGCUCGCGCGGUUGGACGUCGUGAGCACACACUUCGAGUUCUACGAGUUCUUCCAUGACUUUAUGCCGAGGGAAGUUAGGAUUAAGGUUGUACCAGACAUAGUGAACAAAAUACCUCUUCCGCGGCACGGAGUGUUUUCUAAGAUCAUUCGUGGCAACACACCAUGAGGAUAACGAUAGUAUUUUUGUUUGAGUUAAUGUGUUUUAUUAAUCAUGACCUGUUAAUUUUAAUUAGAGUAUACUUUACA
Helicoverpa armigera (cotton bollworm) is the source of this 3533-nucleotide messenger RNA. RefSeq names its product glutamic acid-rich protein. The transcript has 8 exons. The record is from RefSeq and is a predicted model, not a curated record. Lineage: Eukaryota; Metazoa; Arthropoda; Insecta; Lepidoptera; Noctuidae. The coding region runs from base 184 to 3453 and encodes 1089 amino acids.